UUGCUAGCUGUCACUGACGAGUGCAGAUUGUCAACACGUAAAUUUUGAUCGCAGCAAAAAGCUAAAACAACGAAUUGGUUCGGAAACAAUACAGUUUGUACACCGUUCGCUCGCCCAGCUGAGUUACACGAUACCGUGCAGUAGUAAUUGAAGGUGCGAUGCAAAACACUAAAGCACAUUGGCCAGCCUAAAAGUGAACAUAUAAAAUAGUGCUCUUCUACUGCUGCAUCGCUAAAGCCAAACUUUUCCCCACUGCGAACGCAAUCCGUACGGGACUUUCCGGUUGCGGAGGCUGUGGCAAGCACCGAGCGUGAAAAGACACGGGGUAAAGACGGAGCAAACACGGGUUCGGCGAGAUGUUGUUAAAUAUUCACGACUCGUCACAGCUGGCCGAUAGCCGGCGGCUGGGAACCGUGCUGUUAUUCCUAUUAAUAGAACUGUUCUUCGAGGGUGCUGAAACUGCCUCACAAGCCGAAAUCGAUCGGCAUCUAGAAAUUGGGCGAGACUUCCUGGCCCGAGGUCAGCUAUCGGAUGCGUUAACGCACUACCAUGCAGCUGUUGAGGGUGACCCGAGCAACUAUCUUACCUACUUUAAGCGCGGCACAGUUUACUUCGCCCUCGGGAAGGCCAAAUUUGCCAUCAGCGACUUUACGCGCGUGCUGGAGCUGAAGCCCGACUUUACCGCGGCCCGGGCACAGCGUGGUUCCGUGUACCUGAAGAUGGGCGACUUCGAGAACGCCGAGCUGGAUCUGAUGGUGGUGCUGCGCAUGGAUCCGCACAACGAGGAAGCGAACGUGCACUUCAGUCGCAUUGGACCGGCCCGCGACCAGUGGGUGCUGUGCGUGGACUUGAUGGAACGGGGCGAUUUUAAUACGGCGAUCGCGCUGCUCACACAGCUGCUCGAGGUGUGUCCCUGGUCGGUACCGAUCCGCGAGUCCCGGGCCCAGAUGUACCUGCGCAUCGGUGACCGGAUGGCAGCGGUCAGCGAUUUCCGCUCGGUGAACCGAUUGUCGCACGACAGCACGGAAGGCUACUACAAGCUGUCGCGCAUCCUGUACGAUAUCGGUGAUUCCGGCGCGGCACUGAAAGAGAUCCGCGAGUGUUUGAAGCUCGAUCCCGAGCACAAAGAUUGCUUCCCGUUCUACAAGAAAAUCAAGAAGGUGGACAAAGUGUACGUGGACGCGCAGCGGGCACAGGAAGAGCAGCGGUACGCGGAUUGCAUCGCCGGGGGCGAAAAACUAGUCAAGCUGGAACCGGACGUUCCGAUGAUAGUGUACAACGGUAAGCAGCUGCUGUGCAGCUGUCUGGUGAAGGAGGAAGAGUUUACGGACGCGGUUGUCCGGUGCCGGGAAGCGCUCGACAUCUAUCCCGAUCCGGAGGUAAUGUGCGAUCGAGCCGAGGCACUGAUAGGCGCGGAAAUGUACGACGAAGCCAUCGCCCAGUACCGUGAGGCGCUCGAAAUUCACGACAAUCUGCAGCGGGCCAAGGAUGGCAUCGAGCAUGCGCAGCGCGUUCAGAAGCAAGCCGAACGGCGGGAUUACUACAAAAUUCUCAACGUCAAGCGUACCGCCACGAAGCAGGAAAUCGUGAAGGCGUACCGAAAGGCGGCACAAAAGUGGCACCCGGACAAUUUCCAGGGCGACCAGAAGAAGAUGGCGGAGAAGAAGUUUAUCGAUGUGGCGGCGGCAAAGGAGGUGCUGACCGAUCCGGAAAAGCGACGACAGUUCGACGCCGGCCAGGAUCCGCUCGAUCCGGAGGCGGGCCGGAACGGGUUCGGUGGAGGUAAUCCGUUCCAUCACUUCCAUCACGGGUCUCCCUUCCAGUUUAAGUUCCACUUUACGUAAUGUGGGUGCGGCCAGCGCAUGUUCUUACCUUCCCUCGGUUCCUUUCGUUAGAUCUAAAAUCAAUGCGACAGCAUUCACGCAUUAAGCAUCAUUCUUCGCUCUAGGGAAUCAGCGUGCAAGUGCUCAGAUACACUAGACACACACACACAUAAGUACCGUCGUGGGGGGGCAGAGUUGCGGGUCGGAACCGACCGCGUUGAAGGUGCCAGCUUUAAUUUAUUUUUCUGAUCCGAUAGAUUAGAGGGAGAUUUUUCUUUUGGCGGCAAUUGAGUUCCCACGUUUGAUAAACGUUUAAUUUUAACCAAUACCUCUUUAUCAACUCUCCACACACUACUUCCCGUACACAGCCAGAUCGUCCCACGUGCGUGGAAGAAAGCAACCUUAAACCGAACCAUUCGCGGGCCGAAAGCGGAAGAAUGGACAUUUUGUCAUGGAGUGUUACUAUGGCAAUCGGGGUUUCUUUUUAAGCGAAAGCUCUCAAUUAGCGUGUGUAGCGCGUGUGGAUUGCCAGCAAUUCCCAGCAAAUAGUAGAAAGGGCGGCAGAAGCGAAGUUCUAGCAAAUCGGCGCCGUCGAUAGACUGAUGAAACGUGUUGGAUGAAUGAAUGAAGAGAUCGAACGCGGAAUAAAUAACAGCUUGUUAACGUGUUUUUUGUACAUAUUAAUACGAUGCGCUUUGGUCACAACAAUCUAAAAAGCUACAAACAAUAAAGAAAAACCUCUUAGUGAUAUUAGUAA
This is a messenger RNA of Anopheles stephensi (Asian malaria mosquito), 2580 nucleotides long. It is a transcript of the gene P58IPK, whose product is annotated as dnaJ homolog subfamily C member 3. The coding region runs from base 357 to 1844 and encodes 495 amino acids. The record is from RefSeq and is a predicted model, not a curated record. Gene Ontology annotation, biological process: protein folding in endoplasmic reticulum. Gene Ontology annotation, molecular function: misfolded protein binding; protein-folding chaperone binding. Gene Ontology annotation, cellular component: endoplasmic reticulum. NCBI's taxonomy places the organism in Eukaryota, Metazoa, Arthropoda, Insecta, Diptera, Culicidae. The transcript has 3 exons.